UAGUUGGAGUUCUAAACCUAGCCCAAGAGAGGGAGCGCAAGGAGUGAGCUAACAGAACUAGAAACUAUAGGUGCAUUUUUACUCUAUCGAACAUCGCUUUUGAAAGACUGUCACUUUUACUGCCCUGGAGCCAUCUUUCCAGCCUUUUUAGUAUAACGCCCUCGAUCCCCGUCUGAAAACUCACACACGGUCGUGUCAGCUGGCAUGAGCUAACCCACCAGACAUGGAAACCAAACCUUUCAUGUCAUUGGAAUCUACAAUCCUGCCUAUGGGAUGGUUCCUAAAGCCCCAGUGCUCGCUGGCUCCGCCCCCUCAGCGAGGACGCUCGGGGGAGGCCUGCUCCUGUUUCACCGGCAUGUGUCACCUCCACCACCCCCGGAUAUCUACAGGUAACACUCAACGCCAUCUCCACAUCCCCUCGCCAUCUUCCCCGUCAUGGCAGACUCCGCACCUGGGAAGACACCUGUAUCAAAUAAAUUCAUCAGGUCAGGUGACCUCAUCUCCACUGAGCUCUCCCACGUCACACCGGGGCAUGCACCCAUCCCUGCUCAACCCGUCCUCCAUGGGGCCCUCAGGCUCCUUGCACUCUCCCAUCAGCACCCUGAGUUCUCCCAUGAACGGCCUGGGCUCGCCCUUUUCUGUCAUCAACUCCCCCAUGGGCCCACACUCCAUGUCCUCGCCCGGCAUGGGCUACGGCCCCAGUGUCAGCCCCCAGAUGUUCCAGCUGAACUCCCAGAUGAACUCGGUCAGCAGCUCGGAGGACAUCAAACCCCCGCUGGGUCUCAACGGGGUGAUGAAGGUGCCCGCCCAGCCCUCGCCAGGGUGCAUGCCUCUCUCCCUCACCAAACACAUCUGUGCCAUCUGCGGAGACCGCUCCUCAGGUAAACAUUAUGGAGUGUACAGCUGUGAGGGCUGUAAAGGCUUCUUCAAGAGGACAGUGCGGAAGGACCUGACCUACACCUGCCGGGACAACAAGGACUGUCUGAUCGACAAGCGCCAGCGCAACCGCUGCCAGUACUGUCGCUACCAGAAGUGUCUGGCCUGUGGAAUGAAGAGAGAAGUUUUGUUACACACAGCCGUCCAGGAGGAGCGCCAGCGGGCCAAAGAGCGCAGCGAGAACGAGGUGGAGUCCACCAGCGGCGUCAACGAGGACAUGCCCGUGGAGAAGGUCCUGGAGGCCGAGCUCGCUGUGGAACCCAAGACCGAGACCUACACCGAGACCAACCUGGGCAUGCCAUCCAACUCGCCCAACGACCCGGUGACUAACAUCUGCCAAGCAGCCGACAAGCAGCUCUUUACACUGGUGGAGUGGGCCAAGAGGAUCCCCCACUUCUCUGAGCUGCCCCUGGAUGACCAGGUCAUCCUCCUACGAGCAGGGUGGAAUGAGCUCCUCAUCGCAUCCUUCUCACACCGUUCGAUAGCGGUGAAAGAUGGGAUCCUCCUGGCAACAGGGCUACACGUCCAUCGUAACAGCGCCCACAGUGCUGGAGUGGGAGCCAUCUUUGACAGAGUGCUCACAGAACUGGUGUCCAAGAUGAGAGACAUGCAGAUGGAUAAGACAGAGCUGGGGUGCCUUCGAGCCAUUGUCCUCUUCAACCCAGAUUCUAAAGGCUUGUCAAACCCAGGCGAGGUGGAGGCUUUGAGAGAGAAGGUCUACGCCUCUCUGGAGGCCUACUGCAAACAGAAAUACCCAGAUCAGCCUGGCAGGUUUGCCAAGCUGUUGCUGCGGUUACCAGCCCUGCGUUCCAUUGGUCUGAAGUGUCUGGAGCACCUGUUCUUUUUCAAGCUCAUCGGGGACACGCCCAUCGACACCUUCCUCAUGGAGAUGCUAGAGGCGCCCCACCAAAUGACAUAACUGCAGGCGGGGCGUCGCCCAUGUUCCCCUCGCCCCCUCCGCCUCUAACCCCUCUGGAUACGGAGGGUGGUCCUGCAAACCACUCCCCCUCGAGAGAUUAUGUGACAUCAUUGGAUCUAGAGAAGUCCCCCCUCUUUGAUGUGUUUCAAAAAACAAGUUCAAUGUCCAUGGGUCUGUUUUAUACA
Molecule: messenger RNA, 2040 nt
Organism: Oncorhynchus tshawytscha (Chinook salmon)
Lineage: Eukaryota; Metazoa; Chordata; Actinopteri; Salmoniformes; Salmonidae
Product: retinoic acid receptor RXR-alpha-A
Exons: 12
Coding region: 224-1855 (543 amino acids)
Biological process (GO): positive regulation of transcription by RNA polymerase II; cell differentiation; response to retinoic acid
Cellular component (GO): nucleus; RNA polymerase II transcription regulator complex
Molecular function (GO): retinoic acid-responsive element binding; nuclear receptor activity; zinc ion binding
Source: RefSeq, a predicted model, not a curated record